Lithohypha guttulata is the source of this 1869-nucleotide messenger RNA. Its product is annotated as Leucyl aminopeptidase yscIV. The record is from RefSeq and is a predicted model, not a curated record. Bases 1 to 1869 code for a protein of 622 amino acids. Gene Ontology annotation, molecular function: zinc ion binding; aminopeptidase activity; metallopeptidase activity. Gene Ontology annotation, biological process: proteolysis. The transcript is spliced from 2 exons. NCBI's taxonomy places the organism in Eukaryota, Fungi, Ascomycota, Eurotiomycetes, Chaetothyriales, Trichomeriaceae. Gene Ontology annotation, cellular component: cytosol.
AUGGCUGACACAAUCAUACAUACCCCGAGAGACCCAAAUACAUUGUCAAACUACAACAAUUGGAGAACGACCCGAACAGCUGUUUCGAUUGACAUUCUUUUCGAUGAGCAAAUCCUAAAAGGGAAAGUGACCCACACACUAAAAUCGAUCACUAAUGCAGAAACAAAGGAGAUCCUGCUCGACAGCAGUCACGUUCAGGUCGACAACGUGGAAGUCAAUGGCAAGAAGCAUAAGUUCGAGCUUGGUCCUCGUCUUGAGCCGUACGGUAGUGCUCUGAAGAUAUAUCUCGACGACGGAGUUCCAAACGACACAGAGGUCGAUGUUUGUAUAGACUUCGCUACCACCGCGGCAUGUACAGCUCUCCAAUGGAUGACACCUGCUCAGACGUCCAACAAGCGCCAUCCGUACAUGUUCAGCCAAGCGCAGGCUAUCCACGCUCGUUCGAUAUUUCCAAAUAUUGAUACCCCGGACGUGAAAGCGCCAUUCGACUUUACCAUCCGCUCACCACUUCCCGUUGUUGCUUCUGGUAUUCCAGCAGAGUCAAAUCCGAAGCAGGCCUCAGCAGAUGGAGAGCUUGAGACGUAUCGUUUUACACAACCAGUACCGAUACCAUCCUAUCUCUUUGCAAUUGCAAGCGGUGAUAUCGCAUUCGCUCCCAUAGGUCCAAGAAGUACGGUCGCGACAGGCCCAGAUGAGCUUGCAGGCUGUAAGUGGGAGCUACAGAAUGACACCGAAAAGCAGCUGAAGGCCGCUGAAUCGCUUGUGUUUCCGUAUAAAUGGGGACAGUACAAUGUUUUGGUGCUACCCCCCUCGUUUCCUUAUGGCGGCAUGGAGAACCCCAUCUACACAUUUGCCACGCCUACGAUCAUAUCUGGCGACCGGCAAAACGUUGAUGUCGUUGCUCACGAACUGAGUCAUAGCUGGUCUGGCAAUUUGGUUUCAAAUGCUAGUUGGGAACACUUCUGGCUUAAUGAGGGGUGGACCACGUAUCUUGAGCGCCGCAUACAAGCGAUUAUCCACGGCGGUGACAAAUGGCGCGACUUCAGUGCCAUCAUCGGCUGGUCAGCGCUCACCGACUCAAUCAGAAACUUUGGUGAAACACACGAAUUCACGAAGCUCAUUGUCGACCUGAAAGGUAAAGACCCGGACGAUGCAUUCUCCAGUGUCCCAUACGAAAAGGGAUUUGUCUUCUUGUAUUACAUCGAGAAAUUGAUUGGGCAGGAUCAAUUCGACAAAUUUAUUCCUCACUAUUUCGAGACAUGGAGCAUGAAGUCUCUCGACAGCUACGAUUUCAAAACGACACUGCUAGAUUUCUUCCAGUACGAUAAAGCAACCUCGCAGAAGCUCGAGAACAUUGAUUGGGACACAUGGUUCUAUAAGCCGGGAUAUCCACCAAAGCCUGAUUAUGACACGUCCCUCGUGGAUGAGGUCUAUGCCCUAGCAGACCAAUGGCAGCGCUUUACGAAAGAUCAAAAUUCCGAUUUUACGCCCAAACCCUCUGACAUCCAGGGGUGGUCUGCUAAUCAACUUGUGGUCUUGCUGGAACGGAUGCUCCUGUUCCCGCAACCACUGCCUGUUGAACAUGCGAGAUACCUCGGGAGUACGUACUCGCUGCGGGAGAGUCAGAACGUGGAGGUCUCCUCAAGAUACUACCAAGUCGCACUCUUGAGUGGUGAUACUAGCAUCAAAGGUCAUGUUGUAGAUAUGCUUGGAAAGGUGGGAAGAAUGAAGUUUGUCAGACCAUUGUAUCGACAUCUGAUUAUCAUGGACGUCGAGCUAGCUACGGAGACGUUUGAGAAGAACAAGGAUUUCUACCAUCCUAUUUGCCGAGCAAUGGUUAAGAAAAUGUUGAUGGGAGACAAGUCAUGA